This is a messenger RNA of Thalassophryne amazonica, 2012 nucleotides long. RefSeq names its product succinyl-CoA:glutarate-CoA transferase (gene sugct). NCBI's taxonomy places the organism in Eukaryota, Metazoa, Chordata, Actinopteri, Batrachoidiformes, Batrachoididae. The record is from RefSeq and is a predicted model, not a curated record. Gene Ontology annotation, molecular function: catalytic activity. Bases 17 to 1351 code for a protein of 444 amino acids. The transcript has 14 exons.
CGUCGCAGCUGCCGUGAUGUUUGCGUGGUUCGGUUCUUUCACAGUUCGGCUCGGAGUUCUGAGUCCGGUCCGGUUCUGUGCUGUCCUUCGCGGGGUUCGGCUCGGUGGACGGUUUGUUUCCUAUAAAGAGACGCCAGGAGAAAGUCCUCGUCCACUAGAGGGUGUCAAAGUGCUGGACCUGACCAGGGUUCUGGCUGGUCCCUUUGCCACCAUGAUCCUGGGAGAUCUGGGCGCUGACGUCAUCAAAGUGGAGAGACCAGGUUCCGGUGAUGACACCAGGUCUUGGGGUCCCCCAUUUGUCAGCUCGGAGAGCGUUUAUUUCCUUAGUGUCAAUCGAAACAAGAAGAGUGUUGCUGUGGAUCUGAAGCAUCCCAAAGGUGUGAAGGUCAUCCUGGAGCUAGCAGCAGUGAGUCAGGUCCUGGUGGAGAAUUACCUGCCAGGGAAACUGGAUCAGAUGGGUCUGGGAUACGACCAAAUCAGCAGAGUCAAUCCUCAGAUUAUCUACUGCUCCAUAUCAGGUUAUGGACAGACCGGUCCUCAGGCCCAGAGUCCGGGCUAUGACUCCAUUGCCUCCGCCAUGUCUGGCAUGAUGCACAUCACGGGACCCGAGGACGGUGACCCCGUGCGACCCGGCGUUGCCAUGACAGACCUGGCGACGGGGCUGUAUGCCCACGGCGCCAUCAUGGCGGCUGUAAUCCAGCAGCAGAAGACGGGACGCGGUGUUCACAUCGACUGCAACUUACUAUCGUCACAGGUUUCAUGUCUCAGCCAUAUUGCUGCAAACUAUCUGAAUGCGGGGAAGGAGGCUCGGCGCUGGGGGACGGCACACGAGAGCAUCGUACCCUAUCAGGGCUUCAAAACCAAAGACGGACACAUUGUCGUGGCUGCAGGAAAUGACAAACAGUUCGUCAAAGUCUGUCAGACUCUGGAUUUGGUAGAACUCACAGAGGAGCCGAACUACAAAACAAACAAACUGAGAGUACAAAACCGCCGACAGCUGCUGCACACACUGUCCCAGAGGUUCCUGCAGGAGAAGACAGCUGAUUGGCUGAGGAAGUUUGAGGGAUCAGGUGUUCCUGUCGGACCAAUCAACAGCAUCCAGGAAGUGUUCUCGGACGCACAGGUGAAACACAACGGCCUCAUCCAGGAGAUGGAUCAUCCGACAGCAGGACACAUCACUGUCCCUGGUCCAGCCGUUCGCUUCAGCAGCUUCGCCUCCAGCAAGCCGAUGCCUCCUCCUCUGAUUGGCCAGCACACCAAGAAGGUGCUGCGGGACACCUUGUCCUACAGUGAUGACAUCAUCAGAAUGCUGCUUGAGUCAGGGGCGGUGGCGCAGAACAAAGUCUCCUGAUUGGUCAGAAGAGGGAGAAACCCAAUCACGUUUUUAAACGCUCAGUACACAUUUCUCCACGUCUUCGCGUUCAGUCACAACAACUUUGUUUUGUUUUUUUUAACUCAUCAAAUUCAGUUCUUCAGUGUGAAACUAAAUUUGGAAUCCAAAAUCUAAACCAUUAUGAGGCUCGCCAUCAGGCUGGCUCUCAGACGUCGCCCUCCAGUGGUGACCUGAGUGUCGCUGUGACGUCGCAGUGUUUGAGUUUAGUUUGACUUUAAAAACCAAAACCAGCAUCAGGUUCGUUUUUACUGAACAUAAAGACACUUUAACACUAAAUCAUCAAAGGAGACAAAAAAAAGGCUAGAUUUUGUGUUUUUGAAAAAGAAAAUCUGGGAAUUCAGAAUGCAUCAUUUUCAAUGAAACAAACAAACAGAAACCCUGAAAACUUAAAUCACUUUGAUGAACAUGAUUUAAAGUUUGUGAACUGAAUUUAAAAUCCAUCUGAGAAAGAAUCUGUAAAAUACUGAAAACACGGAUCGCAAGUUAUAAAAUAAAUCACAGGACAGAUUUGACAGACGUGUUUAGAGCUGAUGUUAAAUCAGUCAUGACCUUUGACACUUUGAAUGUGAAUGAAAAACCUGUUUUAAUGCACUACUACUUUUAAUAUUUCUUGCUUUUU